This is a messenger RNA of Blepharisma stoltei, 1902 nucleotides long. The record is from the annotation of a GenBank genome assembly. Lineage: Eukaryota; Ciliophora; Heterotrichea; Heterotrichida; Blepharismidae.
AUGCUACGGACUGUUUGCUUUUUUGCCUGAAUAAUUUAUAUUAAAGUUCGAAAAAAAAAGUGAAAUCCAAUUUCUGAUGAUUUUAUUUGCAACUGCAUUAUUUUAUUAUUUUUAAUUAAUCCAGGCCUCAUUGAAACUUUAUUUAGUAUAUUCAGUUGUAGAGAAAUAAACUCUGGGGAGUAUUGGCUUAAUAUUGAUCUUGAUAUUCAAUGCUGGGAUUUUGAUCAUAUCUUUUAUUCGUAUUUAAUAAUUUUACCUGCGAUCUUAAUUUGAGGGGUCAUCAUUCCAGGAUUAUGACUAAUAAAAUUGAUUAGAUAUAAAGAUAGAUUGCAAGAUACAAGAGUUAAAUUGAGAUAUGGCUUCAUCUGCAGCGGCUACUCUAGCUCCCCCUCCGUGAGCGAACACAAAACCAUUAAAAAAUCCCUAUUUUCUGAACAAAAGCCCAUGAUCCAUGAGCGAACAAAAAUGUUUUAUGAAGAAAAAAAAAUUGAUAUAUAAAUGAUAAUUGGUAUAAUGAAAUCUAUAGCUAAUUCUGUUUAAUUUUAAGUAAAUUGCGCUUUAAAACAUAAAUUUUAAAAAUUAAACUAAUAUUUGCUUUCCAAUUUUCGAAUUAGGAUUUUUUUAAAUUUCGAAAAAAAAAACUUAAUCCCCUCCAUGAGCGAACAAGAUUAUUUUGCUCACUCACGGAGGGGGGAGUAAGGAGUUUUUCUAUUGAGAAUUUGUGAUUUUAUAUUGCAAAAUUACAUUGAUUAGUUUCUCAGUCUUCUUAUCAAAUAUUUCUAUUUCUGUCCAAGCUCUUGCUGUUACAAUUUUAUUGAUUUUUUUCAUUUUUCUUCAAAUUAAAAAUAAACCAUUUACUGACAAGGUUUUAAAUGAUAUGGAACUGUUUUCCAAAGCGACUCUAUUGAUUACAAUUUGCGCUGGUCUUUUCUUUUUAGCUGAUGAGUUAGAGCGUCCCGGAGCGAUAUUUAUGUUUCUUAUAGCAUUUUGCUCAAACUUAUCUUUUAUUAUUUGCAGUUUACUAACUGUCAGUGAACAAAACAUUUUAUUCGCUAACGCUCACAAAAGGGGGUUAAUUUUUUUUUUUAAAAAAAUAUUAUUUUUUUAAAAUACAAAAUGUUUAAAAUCAAACAUAAUUAGCUAGAGAUUUCGCUAUAAUAGUUGUCAUUUUAUAUCAAAAUUUUUAUAUUAAAAGAUAUUUGUUCACUCACCGGGCCUCACCGGGUGGGAGUAAGAAUCUUCAACGAGCUUUUAAAGUUCGUUAAGGCGAAGCUUUUAUUUAUGGGAAGCAUGCUAUUCAGAGAAUCAAGAGUAAAAGUAAAUUAUAUAAUUGAUGAAAGCCAAGUUGACAAUGGAAAAAAUAUACAUAUUUCACAUCUACCAGGAUUAUUAAUAGUACACAGGAUUAAGAUUGAGAUUAAAUUUUUGCCUAGCAGGUACCGGGGAUUGCACCCCUACACGCUCAUCACUUCCGAGGAGCAUCAGCGGAAAACCCUCCUUGUUCCCACAAACAAGGGAUUCGCACUGACCAGUCUUGACUUCCAUAGCAUCUGGAGCCUAAGGGCCAACCACUUGGGUCGAAACUCCGGUUUCUCGUUGGAAAAUGCCAUCUGUUGAGUCCUGCGCGAGGGAAUUAGCUUCCACUUGGGACUGUCGCCAAUCUUAUCCUUUUCUAAUGGUUGUUCCGGAGGUAAAAGCCCGAGUCCUACGAAUUAGCUCCAUAGGGCCUGAGUAAAACCUAGCCCGAUGUACACAAAGGAUUUCCGGCCUCUUUCCACCUAAAUCCCCAUCACUGGGUUGUUCUUACGAGUGUUGAAGAAAUAGGGUCGAGAGGUCGGGUGGUACGUCGUCGCCAUUUUUAUGUAUAUAAUAGUACACAGGAAAUUGAUAUCGGUGGCUUAG